Molecule: messenger RNA, 2971 nt
Organism: Oncorhynchus keta (chum salmon)
Lineage: Eukaryota; Metazoa; Chordata; Actinopteri; Salmoniformes; Salmonidae
Gene: tes
Product: testis derived transcript (3 LIM domains)
Exons: 8
Coding region: 214-1899 (561 amino acids)
Molecular function (GO): zinc ion binding
Source: RefSeq, a predicted model, not a curated record
GAAUUGAAGAACUUGUAUAGCGGAAGCCUUUCAUAGUAACAAAGCAAUGAACGGGACCGUUCCGGAAGAAGUGGUGGCAGCGUAAAACCGAUAAACUUUCGGUUGUGUUUCUAAAGAUAAGUGUCAACGUAAAGUGAGUCCAAGUUUUUGUGUAUUUACUUUGAAAGUUUACGGCGGGUCUAAACCAGCAUAGCCUACAGCGGGGAACUGAAAAUGGAGGUAGAAAAGGAAAUCAAGAAGAUGACCCUGGGCCAUGAAAUUGGCGCCGGGGCGGCGUGUCUGAAAUGCAAGGACAAGUGUGAGGGGUUUGAGCUACACUUCUGGAGAAAGAUCUGCCGUAACUGUAAGUGUGGGCUUACGGACCACGAUGUGCAGAUGAACUCUGAUGAAAACAGGAAGGUGGGCAAGCUGUUCGAGGAUACCAAGUACACUGGCCUCAUUGCCAAGCUCAAAACCGACGGUGUACCCACGUACAAGGGCAACCAGGUCACCUUCUCCAUCUCUGCCAGCCCCAUAUCAGGAACCGCUGUUCCAUACAGUCCCCAGUCUGCCCACAAUGUGCCAGCCAAUGCUGGCUAUGGUGAUGGAGCUGUGCCCGGGGCUGGAGCUGUGCCCGGGGCUGGAGCUGGGUCCGGGGCUGGAGCUGGGCCCGGAGCUGGCUAUGGGGCUGGAGCUGGGCCCGGCGCUGGCUAUGGGUCCGGAGCUGGAGCUGGCUAUGGUGCUGGGGCUGGACCCGGAGCUGGUUAUGGGUCCGUGGCUGGAGCUGGGCCCGGCGCUGGCUAUGGGGCUGGGGCUGGACCCGCUACCAUGCCCAAACCUGGGGCAAUCAGAGCCACUGCUGUGUCAGCCAAUGUCGUACCUGUCAGGAAGGAUGCCGUUCCCCUGAAGUCUGUUACCUACGAGUGGGCUCCUCCAGGGGUGAAACAGCACAUGGCGGUACGCUACAUCGAGCUCCUGCCCCCAGAGAGGCGUCCCAUAGCGGGCACGGAGGGUGCAGCCUACCGCCGGCAACAGAUGGCAGUGCAGCUACCGGAGCACGACCAGGAUCCGUCCAAGUGCCAUGAGCUGACCCCUGCAGAGGUCAAACAGAUGCAGCAGUACGUCCGCAAGUAUAAAGACGAGGCCCUGGGAGUGGGAGACAUCAAACUGCCUGAGGAGAUGAUGGGUCAGGAGGGAGGACCAGGACAGGGAGCUGAACCUGGGAUGGGGGCUGGAGGUUACCCUGGGGCAGGAGAAGGUGGACCAGGAGACAUGGGUACUGCUGCCACUGCUGGGGCCAUGGGUACUCCGGGAGCCCCUGGAGAUCACCUUGCUGGACCCUGUGGACACUAUUCGUGCCACCAGUGCCAGCUGACCAUGCGUCAGGGUGAGCCUGCAGUGUACGCAGAGCGUGCUGGCUAUGACAAUCUGUGGCACCCAGCCUGCUUCGUGUGCUGCACCUGCUCAGAGCUCCUGGUGGACAUGAUCUACUUCUGGAAGAAGGGACAGUUGUAUUGCGGACGCCACUACGGAGACAGUGAGAAACCACGCUGCGGGGGCUGUGACGAGCUGAUCUUCAGUAAUGAGUACACACAGGCUGAGGACCAGAACUGGCAUCUGAAGCACUUUUGCUGCUUUGACUGUGACUGUGUGCUGGCUGGAGAGACGUACGUUAUGGAGAACAACAAGCCUGUCUGCAAGCCCUGCUACAUGAAGAGCCACGCCGCGGUGUGUACAGCCUGUCAGAACCCAGUGGAGCCCGAGGCCCAGCGCGUGUCCUACGGGGAGUUUCACUGGCACGCUGAGCCUCAGUGCUUCCAGUGCUCCUGCUGUGCUAAGUGUCUAAUUGGAGAGCGCUUCAUGGCCAUACAGGGAAUGCUCUUCUGCUCUGUCGAGUGCAAGAAGAAGACCAUGACCUAGAGAAGACCGUGACCGCAGUGUACUGUACAGCAGCUCAACCUUCUCCGGCAUCCCGACCACAAUCGUAAUUUGAACUAAGCCUGGUCUAGAAUACAAACAAUAGUCUAACAAUGAAAUAAUUAAUUAAUUAUUAAUUAUUAUUAAAUUAAUUAAUUAGACUUGACCACAAGAGCUUAGCUAAUUAUUUUCAGUUUCCAAGUUCCUGAUGGGAUGGGGAAAAUAAUGCCUUAAAUCUAUUGAUUCGUCUUCUCUUAACAAGAUUCUCCUCUACAUCUUCUCUCUACAUGCACUGUUUUGUUCCACCUCUUUGUUUACUGAGAUUCCUUUGGUUGGAAUUUUUUUUUUUCAGAACACUUUCCUCCUUCUGAGUUUAAAGCAGCUAUGGAUGAUUCUCAACUCUGUCUACUCAAGUAUUUUUUUGGUAUUGUAUCAGGAUCCCCAUUAGUUGUUGCAAAAGCAGCAGCAGCUACUCUUCCUAGGGUCCACAGAAAACAUAACUUGACAUGGUACAGAACAUUAGUAGACAAGAACAGUGUCCUUCCUCAAAUCCGGCUGCUUUCUCUCUAGAAUGUACUACUGAACUCUAAGCAGUAUUAUCAUUAACAAUUGCGGUGUAAUAGUAUUACAAUACGUGAUACUUUAUGUGCAGUAUUUCUGUUCUGCAGGAAGCAGCCUUUCAGUGUUGUAACAGGCUAUGCAGACUAUGCAAUGUGACCAACUGAUUCUCUCCAACCCAGUCCUGGAGAACCCCUGAUAACGCAGGCUUCCACAAGUGACAUUAUUAUGGACAACAUCACUGAAAUGUGAAGGCAGGUGAUGUCAUAUCUUCAGAACAUCUUAAAAUGAUGAUGUACUUUGGAGGACCAAUGAAAUGAUCCGAAAUCGUCGAGUAGUUAUCUGUACUGUGGCGUCAACUUACCUACUGCCUUCUCUCCUUCCUGCAGUCUUUUUAUAUUAUAAUCGGUUUCCCUCGCAGUCUUCACAAUAACUGCCAUUGGCUUUCCUUUAUUUCUCUUGCACUUUAUAUUUUAUCCUCACACUGUAACAACCUAAUAAAGUUUUUUUGCAAUGA